AUGAGUCGCCGGUUAUUCACACGGAUUGCUGAUGAUUUGGCGGGGCUAGACCUGUUUUUCACGCAACGACCCGAUGCUUGGAAUUAUGAAGGGUUUAGCACGUUACAAAAGUGUAUUGCGGCCAUUCGCCAACUGGCGUACGGGACAGUGGCCGACGCUUUAGACGAGUACUUACAGAUAUCGGCAAGAACUAUGCGGGAAUGUUUGUAUCGGUUUUGUCAUAAUGUGGUGAAACUGUAUAUCAAAAAAUAUUUGCGUAAACCAAACGCGUAUGAUGUUCAACAGUUGUACCAAGCCCGUGAAGCACGACACGGGUUUCCGGGAAUGCUCGGUAGCAUUGACUGUAUGCAUUGGGCGUGGGAGAACUGCCCGAAUGCGUGGCGAGGCCAAUAUACGCGAGGUGAUCACGGCCAUCCAAUCUUAAUACUUGAGGCCGUGGCGUCACAAGAUCUGUGGAUCUGGCAUUCUUUCUUUGGUCUCCCUGGUUCACUUAACGACCUCAACGUGCUAUACCAAUCGGCGAUCUUUAGCGAUGUCGUUAAUGGAACCGGUCGGGCGAUUUGUGAGUAUGAUGAGAAUGCAUCUAUCGGGAAUAUUGUCCCGGUAGAUCCGGUGCAACAGGAUUUAAACUCGUUCUCGCUAACCAACGACUUCACGCAUGCAAACCUUCAACAGGAUUUAGUAGAACAUAUAUGGAACAACGCAAACGGCGGGGACAGUGACGAAGACGAAGACGAUGGCGAGUAG
Helianthus annuus (common sunflower) is the source of this 747-nucleotide messenger RNA. RefSeq lists its product as uncharacterized. NCBI's taxonomy places the organism in Eukaryota, Viridiplantae, Streptophyta, Magnoliopsida, Asterales, Asteraceae. The transcript has 2 exons. The coding region runs from base 1 to 747 and encodes 248 amino acids. The record is from RefSeq and is a predicted model, not a curated record.